AACCAAUAGUUUACAGUCAAACGAAGGAAGCCAACAGUGAAAUGCGCUCGUCCUCAGUCGAUUUAAUUGAGGAGGACUUUGGCUUGAUACAUGUACCAGCAUUCAUACUUCCUUGGAAGUCGAAGCAAUUGACUACGCAUCUAGUUGAUGAUUACUGAGGCACAAAAGUUUGCAUGGCUUCACCUAAGGUUUGGUGGGAUGUUGCCAAAAAGUGUUUUACAGUUGGCCUCAUAUCCCUGACUAUUUCUGACCGAUUUUGCUCUAUCACGCAUAUAUUAGGACACUCUAUGUCUCCAACAUUUAAUCCUGCACACAGUACUUUCGAUGACUAUGUUUUGGUGGAGAAAUAUUGCCUCAGGAGGUACAACUUUUCAUGCGGUGAUGUGAUAGUUUUCUCCUCUCCAAGUAAUCACAGGGAAAAACAUGUGAAGAGGAUCAUGGCUAUGCCUGGUGAUUGGCUCACUCUGUCUGAUCCAUAUGAUAUAGUGAAGAUCCCUCAUGGCCAUUGUUGGGUGGAGGGAGACAAUUCAGCUUCCAGUGUGGAUUCAAGAUCUAUUGGUCCACUACUUCGCUUUUAUGCCUAUUAUGCAACAAAUUAUCCAUGGCAAGAGCUUUGCCAAUAAGAGCUUUGGGAGUAGGUUCUUGUUUUCAUCAUCUAAGUCGUUUUUUCUCAUGGUUUGCAAUAAAACUAAGGUUUUAUAAACAAAAUCUCUUUAGUUUAAGAAUGAGCUGGCGAAGCACGUUGCUGCUGGUGGCGUUCAGAAGUAGGUCGUGGAAACAGGCAACCCUUUAUAUCUGAAGAAGGUGAAUUUUGGUGGUUCGAAAUUGUGAGUGCGGGUUUACCAAUUGAAUUGUUGGAACGAAAUUGUUGUAUGUAUGCUUGAAUUUGUUCGAAAAUAAAGUACAUUUAUUUGCUUGAAAUUGUUCGAAAAUAUUGUGUAUUUGGUUGAAAUGGGUCGAAAUUGUUGUGAAUUUGUGUGAAAU
Molecule: messenger RNA, 984 nt
Organism: Beta vulgaris subsp. vulgaris (sugar beet)
Lineage: Eukaryota; Viridiplantae; Streptophyta; Magnoliopsida; Caryophyllales; Amaranthaceae
Exons: 5
Coding region: 174-623 (149 amino acids)
Biological process (GO): mitochondrial respiratory chain complex assembly
Cellular component (GO): mitochondrial inner membrane peptidase complex; membrane
Molecular function (GO): serine-type endopeptidase activity
Source: RefSeq, a predicted model, not a curated record